Bursaphelenchus okinawaensis is the source of this 856-nucleotide messenger RNA. Lineage: Eukaryota; Metazoa; Nematoda; Chromadorea; Rhabditida; Aphelenchoididae. The record is from the annotation of a GenBank genome assembly.
AUGUCUUUGAACUGUCAUCAACGGAACGUUUCAGUGGCGGAACAGGUAGGACAAUAUUAUUCAUACCAAAAGAGCUCUCACUGUUUAUAUUGUUUAAAAUAAAUAAAAUGAAUCAUAUUCGUAGCUGAUCGGAGCAGAAGAAUCACGGAGCGAAAGUCCGCAGAAUCCCGUCUAUUCUAGUCCCAACACCGUGGAGCUCGGGGUCUCCAGCCUGAGGGGUGAGGUCAUGUUCUCCAACUUCAGCGAUUGUUCAUCGUACUACGGUCUUCCGAACUCGAGAAACGAGAAUGAGACGAGGUGAGGCAUUGUUUUUGAAUUUUUAUUAUGAGGUUUAGGUACAUGUUCAAGAAUCCGUACUUGCGAGCGAACGUAAGAGUUGUGGUGGGAUCUAUCAUAUUAACCAUAGUUGGCUUUGCUCUGAUCGCAUUUGGCAGCGUGGUUACCUUCGUUCCAAACGAGAUGGGUGAGUCAUUUGUGUCAGAAACUGUUAGCAAGACUAAUGGCAAUGACAGACUGUAAACAGUAGCUAAAUUAACGGGAAAAUUGAAAGUUUAUUACCUAAAAAAAUAAAAAUUGAAGGCAACAAAUUUAAAAUAGCUUUUGUUGGAAAAUUGAAUUAAACUGAUAUUCUAUGGUAAAGUACGGCUAAUCAAGCACAAAAAUAUUAGAAAUUACCUGUUAUACAAGCUAUAGUGAGGUACUUCUAGAUGUCCAUGGGUGGAUAUUCUUCGUGGUUGGAAUGUUGUUCUUCAUCCCCGGGUUCUACCAUAUUGUAUAUAUAAUAUGCACGUUAUGUGGACGGGAAGGCUAUGCUUUUGACAACCUACCCACGUUCACAAAGCCCUUGACCACAUGA